UCGGGCGAGUAAGUUUGAAUUUGGACGUGGCGCGCAACGGUCCGGACACGGUUAUCGUGUGCUGAAUUAAGAAUCUUCAAGUGCAAGUGAUUUGGGUUCCUGUUGGAUAUCAGUGAGAACGAGUUUUGUUGGAAGAAGUUGCAGAACGACAGGUUGGGAAGCAACUAGAAGCAGACGUGACGGCAUUUGGGGGUGUUAUAUAAGAGUUGACAAAAAGCAUUUGUGAAAAUGACCACCUACACCGACAAGGGCCCCAAGCCGGACGGCGGAAAGUUCCUCUGCUUCGAUCACAUUACGUUCUACGUAGGAAAUGCCAAGCAGGCGGCCAGUUACUACACAACCCGCAUGGGUUUCACCGAGUUGGCCUACCAGGGCUUUGAAACGGGCAGUCGCAAACUAGCCAAGCACGUCGUACGCCAGAACAAGAUUGUGUUUGUGUUCGUGUCCGCUUACGAACCGGACAACACCGAACUGGGAGCGCAUCUGGUGCGACAUGGUGAUGGAGUGAAGGAUGUGGCAUUCACCGUUGAGGAUCUGGACGUGAUCGUCAAGCGGGCCAAGCAGCGAGGAGCCGAAGUCGUCCGCGAUAUCUGGGAGGAAAGCGAUGAGUUCGGAACGGUGCGAUUUGCCACCGUUAAGACCUACGGUGAUACCCAACACACCUUCGUCGAAAGGAAGAACUACAAAGGACUGUUUCUACCGGGCUACAAAGCUCCGCUGUACGACGAUGUUCUUGCGAAGCAACUGCCGGCGACGCAUCUGGACUUCAUCGAUCACGUGGUUGGUAACCAACCGGAUCUGCAGAUGGAAUCGGUAGCCGCCUGGUACGAGAAGGUGCUGAUGUUCCACCGUUUCUGGUCGGUUGACGAUAGUCAGAUCCAUACCGAAUAUUCCGCUCUGAGGUCGAUUGUGAUGACCAACUACGAGGAAACGGUCAAAAUGCCCAUCAACGAACCGGCCAAGGGCAAGAAGAAGUCGCAAAUCGAAGAAUACGUAGAUUACUACGGAGGAGCUGGCGUGCAGCACAUUGCUCUGAACACCAGCGACAUCAUCACGGCAAUCGAGAAUCUUCGUGCCAGAGGAAUGCACUUCUUGUCCGUCCCGAACACAUACUACGACCAACUGCGAGAGCGCCUGAAGAGCAGCAAGGUCAAGAUCCAGGAAGACAUGGACACUCUGCAAAAGCUCAACAUUCUGAUCGACUACGACGAGGACGGAUACCUACUGCAGAUCUUCACCAAGAAUAUGCAGGAUCGCCCAACACUGUUCCUGGAGGUGAUCCAGAGACAUGGACAUAAUGGAUUCGGAGCUGGAAACUUCAAGGCACUGUUCGAAGCCAUCGAAGCCGACCAGGACAAGCGUGGCAAUUUGUAAGAGAAAACGAAUGACGAGACGCGACAAACUGUAUUCUGUAAUGAGCAUGCUGUGUUGCCAUAACCCGGAGUACACUCAUCCUAAUUCAUAAUUGUUAGUACCGUGAAUGUUACCUUAGCUAUGUAAUGAUAAGUCUUACCAUAAACCGUUCUUGUAGUAACUGUA
Messenger RNA from Aedes aegypti (yellow fever mosquito), 1539 nucleotides. RefSeq names its product 4-hydroxyphenylpyruvate dioxygenase. Bases 229 to 1374 code for a protein of 381 amino acids. The record is from RefSeq and is a predicted model, not a curated record. Gene Ontology annotation, cellular component: endoplasmic reticulum membrane; Golgi membrane. Lineage: Eukaryota; Metazoa; Arthropoda; Insecta; Diptera; Culicidae. Gene Ontology annotation, biological process: L-tyrosine catabolic process. The transcript has 3 exons. Gene Ontology annotation, molecular function: 4-hydroxyphenylpyruvate dioxygenase activity.